AUGGCCCAGCCCCGGGGGGCCGCGAACCGGGCGCCCAAGGCCUCUCUCGAGCCAACGGCGCAGAGCCUGCGGAGCGCCCCGCUGCCCCGCCCCUCGAGAGUGGACAUCGGUUGCCUGGGCAGGUACCGGGGCGCCGCCGCCGCCUUCCGGGAGCCCUCCAUCCACGGCUCGCUGAUGCUCUCGGGGCGCCGGCGGGGAGUGCUGCGGGAGCUGCUGGGGCUGCAGGGGUCGGCUCCCGCCGGGUGGCUGUCGGAGGAGCGCGCCGAGGAGCAGCCACAGGGCGGGCCCGGCGGGGCGAGCGGGCCGAACAGCAGCGGGCUGUGCCUGGAGCCGCGGGAACACGCGUGGAUUCUGGCGGCCGCCGAGGGCCGCUUUGAAGUGCUGCGGGAGCUGCUGGAGGUUGAGCCGGGGCUGCUGCUGCGAAGCGACCCGAUCACGGGCUACACAGUGCUGCACUGGCUGGCCAAGCACGGGCGCCACGAGGAGCUCAUUCUGGUGCACGACUUCGCCCAGCGCCAGGGGCUGAGGCUCGACGUGAGCGCCCCGGGCAGCGGCGGCCUCACGCCUCUCCAUCUGGCGGCCCUGCAGGGCCACGACAUGGUCAUCAAGGUGCUGGUGGGCGCCCUGGGAGCUGACCCCACACGCCGCGACCACAGCGGCCACCGGGCCUGCCACUACCUGCGGCCUGACGCGCCCCGUUGUCUGCGGGAGCUGUCGGGGGCCGAAGACUGGGAGGAGGCGGCAGGCGGCAGCGAGCGCAAGAACGCCAACAACAACAGCAGCGGCGCCACUACGUGGACGCUGAGACGGAUCCCGAGCGCAGCGGGCGCGAGGACCGUGGAGACAAACACGAGAGUGGCGGCGGCGCCAGCCAAGAAGGACGACGCGGGCAACCGGCUGGUGCAAAUCCAUGGCCUUUUCCGCCAUCUGUUCCCCUUCUUCCAGGACCGUUGA
Cynocephalus volans (Philippine flying lemur) is the source of this 954-nucleotide messenger RNA. It is a transcript of the gene SOWAHD, whose product is annotated as sosondowah ankyrin repeat domain family member D. Gene Ontology annotation, molecular function: protein binding. The transcript has a single exon. The record is from RefSeq and is a predicted model, not a curated record. The coding region runs from base 1 to 954 and encodes 317 amino acids. Lineage: Eukaryota; Metazoa; Chordata; Mammalia; Dermoptera; Cynocephalidae.